GCCUCCCCAUCCAGGAGGAUACGUGGGCUGCUGCAGGGGAUUCAGUGCCCCAAAUCCAAACGUAGCAGACAAGGAGGGACUGGAGACUUUAGCCCCAAGCUCCCAUUCCCAGGUCAGUGUAUGAACACCUGAGUCUCCUCCAAGUAUCAGAGAGAUGAACCCCUAGAAGAUUGUCCACAGCCCGGCAGAAGAUCCCCCUGGAGUCCCAGGGUCCCUGCCGCUCGGCGGGCAGAGCCAUGGGAGAGCCGCGGCUGCAGCGCGGGGGGCAUGUGCAGACUGAAUUAAAUCGUGGGCAAACAAAAGAGAGACGCCGUCGACAGACUACCAAGUCCUCUAAAUGUGGGAAACACUUUUCCAAGGCUUUUGAACUCCAAAGUGGAACAGAAGGAAGACACAGGGGGACAUACACCGUUCAGUGUUAUUUUCCUUGCACAGGGGAAAAAAAGAUCCUUAUGAGAUGAGCACUGAAGUCUCAAGUUUUCAAAGGUUUGCAUAACAAACAAGAGACACAUUGUGGGUUGCAUCUUGACUUUGAAGGCUUGCCACUGUCAACUGGAAUAAAAUGGCAAGGUUUAAAGCCUUAACGAAGUUCACAAGGAAAAUAUUUGGACUGAAAGUUUUGGAAAGUUUUCUCUCUUUGAAGUAGUUUGUCAUGUGUUACCAAUGUGAACUUUAUUGACCUUGAAACGUUUUUUUUUUUUGAAUCAAAUAGCAACUAGUGACACUUUAGUAAAAUCCUAAAUCAACAACCAUCUCCUGGCGGCUCCAGCUUCGUAGCAAAUGCAGGCAAAACAGGGAAUCUACAGAAAAGACCUUUAUUAUUUGUAAAUGAAGCCUGCCAAAACCUUCCCGAAAUAGCAUUCAAAGACCCUUUUAAGGUCAUGGAUCCUGAACAAAGCCAGAAGAGCACAAAAAAGGCUGAGGAAAGUCCAAGAAAGAGGCUUCCUAAAGGAGAGGCUUUCCAAGCCAGUAUUUCAUCCACAGCUACAUACCAGGGCAGCUCUGCUUCUUCGCAAGGAACCCCUCUCCGAGAUAUCAUAUCGCAGCAGCACUUUUCUGGUUCUUUGCCGAUUCCAAGAGAGGAGUCUCAGGACAAGACUGGACAUCAGAAGCAACCUAAGCCUUCCUCUUUUGAACAUCCUCCCCACGUUUCGCAGCUUCAGCAGCACGCACUGUCACCAGCAUUUAUAGCUCCUGGGAAACCAGAGCACGUCCUUGAAGGUCCCACAUGGCAGCUAGUUGAUCCAGUAAGACCAGGUCCCUCUGGCUCCUUUUCAUCACCUGGGCUUCACUCUCACCACGGCCAGCUCUUACCUUCCCAUUCACCAGUCAUUCCUGGAGAGGACAUGCCGUCCGUUCAAAAGGUCUAUAUCCCUCGCCCUUCGCAGGUUUCCUUAAAGCAAGCUGAGGAAGUGCACAAGAAGGAAAAGAAACCUCAGAAGCCAGGCAAAUAUAUUUGCCAGUAUUGCAGCAGGCCCUGUGCGAAGCCAAGUGUGCUCCAAAAACACAUCAGGUCACACACGGGUGAGAGGCCAUACCCUUGCAUUCCAUGUGGCUUUUCUUUUAAGACUAAGAGCAAUUUGUAUAAACAUAGGAAAUCUCAUGCUCAUCGAAUAAAAGCUGGGCUGGCCUCAGGGAUCGGAGCAGAGAUGUAUCCAUCGAGCUUGGAAAUGGAAAGGAUUGGUGGGGAAGACUUUGAAGAGCCAACGGAAGGAGAAAGCACAGAUUCGGAGGAGGAGACGGGAGCGAUGUCGGGCCAUUCGGUAGAGCUCUCACCCAGGCAGAAGCACACCCUGUUAUCCAGUAGUUUGCUGAGUGGAGGGAGUCAAGGCUCCAGCCAUGACCGGUGUUCAUUGUCUCAUUCCAGUAUGUCUCAGUCUCUAGAGGACAGCACCCAGUUUGCAGAGCCAUCGUCAGACCCCGCUCUGAGCCAUAAACCUGAAGAUAUCCACACGAUAAAGCAGAAGCUCGCGCUGCGCCUGAGCGAACGCAAGAAGGUCAUCGACGAACAAGCCUUCCUGAGCCCCGGGAGCAAAGGCAGUACCGAGUCAGGCUACUUCUCGAGAUCGGAAAGCGCAGAGCAGCAGAUCAGCCCACCAAACACCAAUGCAAAGUCUUAUGCUGAAAUCAUUUUUGGCAAGUGUGGUAGGAUUGGGCAAAGGACUGCAGGGUUAGCUGCAAACACAACCCAGGGCUUUCCGCACUUGUCUACCGAAGAGAAACCUAGUAUGGUACCGUUAUCCGUGCCUAGGACACAGGUUAUCGAACACAUCACUAAGCUAAUCACAAUUAAUGAAGCUGUUGUAGAUACCAGUGAAAUAGAUAGCGUUAAGCCUAGAAGAAGCUCUUUAUCUAGACGUAGCAGCAUUGAAUCUCCAAAGUCUGGUGUAUAUAGAGAACCGUUUCAGUUUGAUGUCAAGUCUGGUUCCAGUGGCCAGUUGGAAGCAUCGAAAGCGUUGACAUCCCACGGUGAAAAAAUUAAGCCCGAACAAUCAUUAUUGUCACUUCAGCAAUCCCACAGUGCCACAGAGACAGUGCCUCUCCUAAGAAGCCACUCAAUGCCUUCUGCUGCAUGCACUAUAAGUUCCCCACAUACGUUUAGAGGUAGCUAUUCGUUUGAUGAUCACAUCAUGGAGCCUGAAGUCUUAAGCCGCAGUCAAGCGUUUUCUUCCCAUCCUCGAAUGCUCAAACGACAGCCAGCUAUCGAGCUGCCUUUGGGAGUGGAGUACGUCUCAGAGGAGGUUAGCUCUGUGAACAAAGAAACUGUUUCCAAACCUCCUGAGGAGCCUGAAACCAAGGAAAGCGAUCUUACCAAAAAGUCACGGAAGGGUCAGAAAGUGAAAGGAUUCAUGUACGAGUGUAACAUAUGUGGCGCUCGGUAUAAGAAAAGGGACAAUUAUGAAGCCCAUAAGAAGUACUACUGUUCAGAACUGCAGCUCUCAAAGCCUCGUUCUUCCACUUCCCAUACCUCUUCAGAGCCUGAGAAAAGCGUUGCGGAUCCAGACACGUGGCCCCAGAUGAUGCAUUACAAGCUUGGGAGCAGUUUGGAGCUCACCCCGCUCCGGAAAAGACGAAAGGAAAAGAGUCUCGGUGACGAUGAGGAGCCUCCAGCUUUCGAGUUGUCUGACACUCCCUCAUCCAGUACUGGCCCAGGGACUCAGUUCACAAGCCCGGCGUCGUCUGAUGUUGCAUUAAACCUAACCCGUGAAUCCAUGAAGUCACCAGCAGAUCCGGGCAAAUCCGCACCUUCUGAGGUCAGUGCCAGCUUUCAUUCCAGGAACACCAAACCGGCUUCGAGUGCAGAGGGCAAAGAGAGAAGAACCACCUCAAAGGAGAUCUCUGUCAUCCAGCAUACGAGCUCCUUUGAGAAGUCUGACUCUAUCGAGCAGGCGAGCGGCUUGGAAGGAGAAGACAAACCCUUGUCACAGUACUCAUCUCAGCCAACGCCCCAGCAGAGCCGACCACCUCACUCCCUGCAGCCCAAGCUGGUACGGCAGCCCAACAUCCAGGUCCCCGAGAUUCUGGUCACGGAAGAGCCCGAUAGACCAGAAACGGAGCCGGAGCCUCCUCCAAAAGAGCCAGAGAAAACGGAGGAGUUUCAGUGGCCACAGAGGAGCCAGACUCUCUCUCAGCUCCCUGCUGAGAAACUCCCACCAAAAAAGAAGAGGCUGCGGCUGGCAGAAAUGGCUCAGUCCUCUGGAGAGUCCAGUUUUGAAUCGGUCUCUCUCACCCGAAGCCCAAGUCAGGAAAGCAGCAUAUCCCAUGGCUCCAGCCACUCUGUCUCCUUUGAUCGUGAAGAUCACAGCAAGUCAGAGUCAACUAGCCAGCCCUCUGAAUCCCACCCAAAGCCUCCUGGCGUUGGCUCACACAUGCUGAUGGUACCAAGCCACCAUCAUCAUUCCAGGGAGAUGCGGAGAUCUGCUUCUGAGCAGACACCCAACGUGUCCCAUCCUUCCCAGAUGUCAGAGACACGCAGUAAAUCGUUUGACUAUGGGAGUUUGUCUUCCACUCCUGCCUCAACUCCUGGCCCUUCAGCCUCCUUGGCUCCACAGGAGAGAAGGAAAUGCUUUCUGGUUAGGCAAGCAUCCCUCACCAGACACCCAGAGCAUGAGCCAGACCCGGCCCCAGCAGGCCGCCCAGAGGCAGAAGAUGCAGUUCCUUCUGCAAGUAAAUCUCCUUCGUCAAGUAUGCCCCAUCAGCCGACAUCUUCACCCCCUUUGCCCUCUCACGGUACUUACCCAAGUGAAAAGGGUCAGCCAAAAGACAGCCCUCAGCCAGCAUAUACCCAGCCAUACACAGAAGCUCUGCAAGUGUUUCAUCACCCCAUACCACAACUAACGCUGCAUGAAAAGCAGUUCGUGUCCCCACAGGUUUCUGUCUUUCCCUACCAGCAUCUCCUGCCGCAGCCGGGGCAGUCUGCAGAGCUCUUUGCCGCACACACUAUGUCUGACAUCCUCUCUGCUCAGUUCUCCAUGCCUCAGAUUCCUCCUUCCAUAUUUCAGACCCCACCGCUGCCGCUGCCGCAAACGCUCAUCCACCCAGGUCCUCUGCAUAUCGCUCCUCCCUUAAUGUCUCACCCUGCCGAGGUGCCGUUCAGGCAGCACCCUUCAUUCCUCCCGGUGCAUUACCCUGGCUCUUCACCCAUCCCUUCAGCCUUUUUUCUGCCUCUUCAGUCUCAGUUUGCUCUCCAGUUGCCAGGUGAAGCUGGUGGACACUUACCACAGAUCAAAUCCAGUUUAUUCCCGUCAGCAGGAACCUCCAGCCUUUCCCCCUGCACUGAAUACGGCUCGGACAGUAGGCUGCACCCUCUGACCUGCACAACAAGUCCUUCGGUGUCGGUAUCUGCGUCUCAGCUCAUUGUCCCCACGCGGUCAGAGCCGAUGGUGUCGCUGGUUGUCCCCGUUCGCAUACAGACGAACAUGCCGUCCUACGGGAGCGCCAUGUACACGACGCUGUCCCAGAUCCUGGUCACUCAAUCCCAGUGCAGUUCCUCUUCUAUCAUUCUCCCAAAAUUCGAUGAUCACCAACCCAAGGGUACCCUGGUCUGUAGCGCUGAUGUUCGUGGGCUGGGUUUUGAUCUGACGCAGAUGAUCACAGAGGAUCAAAGAAACAUUUUCCAGAGCCCGUACCUGAGAGUGCCCUUACCCUUACCUGAACGAAAAGGCUAUAUGCCGCUCACCUCCCCGUCAGACAGCAUCCUCGGACUGGAAGGAGGCCCAUCAACAGUUGGUGGAAGCAAAAGGAUGCUGUCUCCAGCUGGUAGUUUGGAGCUGACAACGGAAACACAACAGCAGAAGAGAGUGAAAGAGGAGGAAGUGUCUGAAGCAGAAGAGAAGUUGGAAGUGGUGAAGCCACCCAGUGCAAUAGAGGAAGGGAAAAAGCAGGAUAAAUCUCACUUUCUUGCAGAAAGCCAAGGCAGGGUUGAGGUUGAAACUCCACCUAGUUUGUCCUUAGAGCAGUCAGAGCCAAAGGAAAUCCCAAGUACUUUGCAGCAAGCUGUGUCCCAUUCAGGUUCUCCAAGUUUGGAGGCACUGGAAGAAUAUAAGCAGCCAGCUGGCAAGCAGUUCCUCAGCAAGGCACCUUUGCAACCCGUGAAGAAAGAAGACUCCAAAGAACUGGUGGAGCAAUCUCCAUCAAACCCUCCAAGCCCUGCACCUCUGUCUGAGGUCACUCACAGUGCAAUGAAGUCUCGAGAAGGUACAGAUACGAAGAAGGUACUUCAGUUCCCCAGUCUCCACACAACCACUAAUGUCAGUUGGUGCUAUUUAAACUACAUAAAGCCAAAUCAUAUCCAGCAAGUUGAUCGACGAUCUUCAGUGUAUGCCAGCUGGUGUAUUAGCUUGUAUAAUCCUAACCUUCCAGGUAUAUCCACUAAAGCAGCCCUGUCCCUCCUGAGGUCCAAGCAGAAGGUGAGCAAGGAAACCUACACCAUGGCUACUGCUCCACGACCAGAGGCAGGCAGACUUGUCCCGUCCAGCUCCAGGAAGCCAAAAAUGACAGAGGUUCAUUUGCCUUCGCUCCUUUCUAAUGAAGGUCGAAAAGAUAUAACUAGAGCUGAGAAGGAAGAGGAAAAAAGAGGAAAAUCAGAAGAAGAGGCUCUUGUAACCAAACGAGGGGAGCCAGUCAGGAUCAAGAUCUUUGAAGGAGGGUACAAAUCAAACGAAGAGUAUGUGUAUGUGCGAGGCCGUGGAAGAGGGAAGUAUGUAUGUGAGGAGUGUGGAAUUCGCUGCAAGAAACCCAGCAUGCUGAAGAAACACAUUCGCACGCACACAGACGUCAGGCCAUAUGUCUGCAAGUACUGUAACUUUGCUUUUAAAACCAAAGGGAAUCUGACUAAACACAUGAAGUCAAAGGCCCACAGCAAAAAAUGUCAGGAGAUGGGCGUGUUGGUAUCUUCACUGGUGGAUCUGGAAGCCGAGGAAGGAACCAGUGAAGACCUAUUCCAGGACUCUGAGGGGCGGGAGGGAUCUGAGCCAAUAGAGGAACAUCAGUUUUCAGACCUAGAGGAAUCUGACGACGAUGAUGACAACGAAGAUGAGGAAGAUGAGGAGGAAGAGGAAAGCCAAGAUGAGCCACCUUUAAAGUUGCCAGAGGUCAAACAUACCGCCCUCCCACUGCACUCUUCAGGUGGCUCUCCAUCUUCUCAAGAGGAAGGCACUGAAAUAGCAUUGUCCGUAUCCCGAGAAACUGUUCCCAGCAGCCAAAAAGUAGGUGAAGGCCAGCAGGCCUCCUCCUCAGGGCUGGAAACAAAGUGGUCAGCAGACAGCAGUGACAUUGCUGUGUGCCACAGCUUCUUGAGUCUCCACAGACCAGCUUUGACCUCCACCGAACAAUUGGCUUCUGCUGAGAGAGAGUCUGUCACAAGGCCGCAGAUGUCCUUAGUUAUGGACCUGCCAACCUCAAAAGACACCUCCCCAAGGAAAAGGUGGUCUCCAAGCCAGGACUCUGGCAGAGGUGGUGGCAGCAGCAGACCAAUGCUAGCAAGAAAGCACCUAUUAACCAAAAAUGAAACGUCACCGAAACGGUUUUCACCAACUGGAGAACUGUCUUCUCUAAGGUGCCUGUCUCCAGGGAGAGGGUUGUCCCCUUGCCAGCGUGUCUCUCCCAGGAGAGAGGCAUCUCCACUGAGAUGUGUGUCACCAAGACUCGAGCUGUCGCCCAGCAGGCAUCUUUCCCCCAGAAGAGAGCUGUCCCCAAGAACAUACCUUCCACCAGAAGGAGAAGUCUCCCCUGUGAGGCACUCGUCACCAAGCAGAGAGAUGUCAUCGGUCAGAUAUUUAUCGCUGAAGAAAGUCUUGUCUCCGGGCUGUUCAGAGUCAUCCAGGUAUCCAUCCCCUGGGAAAGAGGACUUGCCUGGUACUAGCAAAUCAGCAGCAGAUGACAAACUUCAAAGCUCAUAUCAAGCCCAGCAUGGGAUAUUAUCUUCGAUGCCUCUACCUCACAGGUUCUUUGGCAAAAACGUACAGCUCUACGAGUCCAAGCUGAAGAUAGAACCACGAAGCCCAACAUGCUCACCUGGUGUCACGCAGCCUGUCUACUCCAGACCCUUGCAGUCACCUCAUGACAUACACGUCCACGCUCCCAGCCGAGGGGAGGAGAACGUCUUCAGCCAUCUCCCGUUGCAUUCGCAGCAGCUCACGAGGACGCCAUAUCCUAUGAUUCCCAUUGGGGGCAUCCAGAUGGUCCAGGCAAGGCCAAGCACCCAUCCCAGCUUGGUGCCCAGCUCAGUCGUGUCCCUGCAGGCAGGAUACUUUGGCUCUGGUGGCAGCAGCUUCACAGAGUUCAGCCGAGCUCCCGAGAGGGACGAGGAGCCGCAGGUCCCACGGGAGCCGCCGUCAGCCUCCGUCUCCCCGGUUGCAAAGGUUUCUAAGUACACGUUGUCCCCAGAGCUUACGAGCAGCGGUUACUUAGAAGAGAAAACAAGGACUAGUGAGCUUCAGCAAAAGACAGAGCAGGAGGAAUACAGGGUAAAAAUGUUGGCUGAGUCUAGCCAUGCAGAGCAGGCGGGCUGCUCGGCAUCCCCAGCCAGCCCCAGCACAACCCACGAGCACUCUCCAAAGCCUUCGACAAGCGGGGAAGAACCCUUGAACAAAACGGGCAAGAAGCAAUCUGGCAGCUCGAGCACUUCUUUUGAAUCAUCCUGCACUUUCAUCUCAGACCUGCCCUCCCAGCCGUUGGACCGAAGCAGCAGCAUGGGCUGCCUCUCAGAGCCCUCACCCAGCCAUUCGCACGCUCAGCCCUUCUCCGUCCGGAGGAGAAACCUCUCCGGAGAGCCCGGUCGCCAAGGGGGAAGCUCCAGGAAGAGCAGUCCACACCUAGAGCAUGCAGAUUUAGGUCAAACUCAAAAAAAGGUGGAUGAAAACACGGGAAGUACUUAAGCCUCCACCACCUGUUCCACCUUUAGGCUUCCUAUGUAAAAUCAACAGACAUUUUCAACACUAUUUCCUUUAGUAUAAUCAUCGCUAUAAGAAGCACUCUAGUGAAUGACCAAACCCACGGAAGAUUCCUGGUUUUCUUUGUCCCAGUCUGGUAUUAUCUCCACAUGUAUGCAGUUACUUGUGCCUUUUUCUAUACCUUUUGUUGCUUGAAAUGUACAAAAACUGUUUGAGGCUGUGAAUAUUUUUUUAGAGUUUUUUGGAAAGGGGGUUUGUUAGACCUUGUCCUUUUUUUUUGGCCAUUUCGGUGUGCGUAAAGAUGGGCCUGAGAGAUGCAGAAAGGAGAGGGUUAAGCAUUUUAAGAGGAAAGAAGAUGCACUGAAAACAAAAGAAACAGAAAAACUUUUUUUUUUAUAUAUAUAUAUAUUGAUUAAAUGAUUAAAAAAAAAGAAAAGAAACAGAAACAAACCAAACCCUUGCUCCUGUGUACAGAAGUUUAUGAUUCGUAUUUAUUACAUGCUUUAUUUAAUUCUCGCAAAGUGCUUGUGGUUUAUUUUGGGGUUUUUGUUUGACUUCUUGCAUCCCUCUGGUUGCCUAUGGUUGUGCUUUAAACAGUUGAGACUGCUUUACAUUUGAGAAACGUUGUUGUUUACCCUGAACUUGUAAAUGAAACUAGCACUUCCUUGAGGAGGGGGAGGUUCCUUCGUAGGGAGAGAGAGAGAAUUGUCACUCCAGAGAGAGAGUGAGUCUCGAGCAUCCCUCCCUCCUGCAGAACCCAGCAAAGCACUUUUCUAAAAAGGGACUUAAAAAAAAUAAUAAAAUAGGAAAAAAAAAUUAAAUAGGUUGUUCUUCAAAGAUUUAACUGCAAGAACAUAGGAAUGUAUCGAAUGUAGACCCAGUGCCAGGAGCGGUGUCUCUCGCUGGACGAGCCGGCCUCCUGCUUGCUUUAAUCCUUCCAUCCCGCGCCCGCCCCCUGCGAGCACCUCGUCACCCCGGCAAAGUCCUGCCUGUGCCUGAGAGCCCCUCUUUUCUGGGGUUUGGAAGCCCUCUGUGAACACCUUCCCUUGGUUGCAAAGUGGAAGCAAACUCAGCCUUUGCGACAGUUUUCCCUCGGUGAUUCUUAAGUAGCGGAUAAGCUCCCUCCGUCCUUCCCCAUCCCAUCCCCUCUGCUCCUGGCUGGUUUGGCUUCCUCGAGCUCCAGGGAUGCAGGAGUAGGUUGUGCUCUGCUCCUUUGCACACCUGCAGCUCUGUAACUCACGAGUGACUCCGUGUCUUCUUUUAUUUAUUUAUUUAAGCAGAACGUGGCCAACGUCCCUCUUGUGCAGAUGGGCCUUCUCUUCUUUCCUUUUCCUCUGAUGUUUUGGAAGACACAAACAGACGAUGCUGAGUGGUUAAUGUUUGCAAUCAGCUUGUUAUGCAUGCACAGUAACUUCUUUUUUUCCAGAGCAAAUGUGUAACUAUGACCAUCCAUAGCAGAGCAAUGGCCUCUACUGCCAAGAGAUACUGAUACCAAAUAGAGAGAGCCCUGAUGGAGCCAUUCCUCUCUGUCAGCUUGAGCACAUCCUUUUUUUUACAGUACCAAUGGUCCAUCCCGUGUUUGCCCAAGCAGACAGCAGGCUCUUCACUACUUCAGAGGGUUUUCUGGUCGAUGGAAUCUGUACAAACCUCUUUUGGUUGUUUUUUUUUGGUUGUUUUGUUUUAAUUUUAACCACAGCAAGAAGAUGAUGAUAUAAAUAUUGGAGCAGUGGACCAGUUCUUUCUUCUUUCAGAGCUGUUCCAGUUUGUUGGGGACAUAAUACACUUCUUUUUUAAAAAAAAAUAAGAAAAAGGAAAAAAAAAAAAGCAAAGAAAUCAAAUAAAAACCUGAAUGAGAACUUAUUUCCUUGCCAGACUUGAUGAGCUAUGAACUGUUCCCAUUUCAUGGGCAAAUAAUAUCAGUUUUUUAAUAAUCCGUGGUUUGCUUUUGCUUUUGCUUUUCUUGUAAAGGGAAUUAAGUACAAAAGAAGAGAUCAUGGAAAUAACAUUAAGGCUGUGACACUGACCAAACCAACAUCCAGAACCCAUUUAUACUUUAAUUAGCACUUUUAUCAAGUUUCCCUUUUUUUCCCCCAUCUCCCUCCUCUUUGGCCCCAAGCCUGGAAGCUGGUCUUGCUUUCAAACCUGGCCAGAUCCCCUGGCAGCAGGAGCAGGGGCUGGGACUCGAGCUCAGCAUUGCAACUCUGUUCUGUGGAACUCUUAAGUAACAUCUUAAAUCCUGCUCAGGCUUUAAGUGUGUGCUUAACACCAGGCUGACUCAGAGAGCCUGCUCAGCCAAGCUUGGUGUGAGCAUCCCUGGAAAACCAUCCACUAAAUCUAGAGGCAGUUCUGACUUUUCCUGGCUUCUGCCACUUUUUUUCUCCCCCCUCUUUGCCCUUGUCACACUCUUAACAUUACUCCAAGAUAACUUUUUGUAUUUUUUAUAUAUAUAUUAUAUAUAUAUAUGAAAACUGUACAUAAGAAGCUUAAUGCAGCAGUUGUGCACUCAGCCUCCUGGUUUGGUUAGCUGCGUUUGACAUGAGCUUUGGGCUAGAUCAAAUUUGCUUGGCUCCUUUCUGUAACUGUAUUUUAGUCUUUGACCUGUUGAUACUUUGCCUGAGGUUUGGUUGGGUUUGUUUUUUUGUGUUUCCUCCCCUUUGUCAUUUCUGGACAGAGGAGAAAAAGAGAAAAGCCCAACAAAACUCAGAAGUCAUUACAUUGGUUCCUUGCUUUAUUGUGGUUUCUUGCUCCUUUUUUAUUGUGUUUUUCUUUUUUCCUUGGGGUUUGGGUUUUUUUAAAGUUUUUAAAAGCUUUUCCAGCAGCUGGAGAUGAGCUGAAGCUUUCUACAUCUCAGCUGCAGAGCAUCGGGGCUGGCAGCCAGUGCUGCGUGGGGCAGCCGUGUGUGUGUGUGACGAUCCAGAUGCUCUUGGAUUGUCAAGCAAGGGCAAGGAGUUUGGGAAAGGGCUUGUGUGGCUGUGGGGUGCUCAGCUCCCAUCCCCAACAGCUGGCAGCAAGGGAGCAGGCACAUGCAGAGACCUCUGAAAACUCAGGAGAUGGGCAAAUAUUCCCCCCCUGCCAAGUCUGUGCCGAGGCUUGACCCUCAGCUUCUCGGCAGAGUGGCUGUGGGCACGGCGGGGGAGGCUCUGGCUGGGCUGAAAUGGUGCUUCAUGCUAUACUUCACAGGGGCAAUAUGGCCUAUUGGAUAGGCAAAAAGGAUCACAAAAAUAAUCAAUAUUGCUAUUUAAGGGCUAAUUAUCACACUGACAGCUCAGAGCUCGGCGGGAAGGACGUCCUCCCCCGCGCCAGCACCAGCAUCUCUGUCUGUGGGCAAGGUGGGCAAUCCCUGAGGGGCAGCCCCGGCCCUGCUCUGAAAUCAUAGUGUGACCUUGUGCAAAUUGUGUCUCCCCUCUGCCUCAUACUCAGCCAAGGAGCACAGUGAUGCAACUCCUCUGGUUUCCAGAGAGUUGUGUGUGUUAUUUGCAGACCCUGCUGUCACUGGUGGCUGCCUUUCCUACCUGGGGCACCCGUGAGCUUCCCUGUGUCACGCUUGGUAAAAGCUGUUUGCAGGUCACAGCUUUUAGUAUCACUCUGAGUGUCUGUUCUGUCUGCAAAAUAGGGGUGAUAAAUCCUGAUUUACUUCCCACAAGGGCUGCAGGGGUGGCUAAGUUUGUGUCUGUACAGAUGCUUUUCAGAGCAGUUAGCUGCGUUAUUUGCAAGAGAAUGUAUUAAUAAUGCAAAUAGGCAAAUUAAAAACCAGAGCCCAGCCCUUCCUUUUCAUCAGCAAGUGGAAAUAAAAUCCCCUGCUUUUCUUAUGGCAGAGGUUCUUAAAUUUAUAGUCCAUGAAGGCACAUGGCCUCCAGGGACUGGCUGCUCCUCUUUGUUAUGUAGCUGGUUAUUCAGCCAAAACCCUGCUCUGAUAGUUCCUUCCCUGGUAGGUUGUUUGUGCAGCUCCUGUGAAUGCAGGUACUCAAUGGCAAACAGAUGCUGUGGCAUCCCAGAAGUCAUUCUGCACCAUGACUUGGGCCAUGCUCUUAAAUAACUCCUUGGAGCAGU
Messenger RNA from Colius striatus (speckled mousebird), 12443 nucleotides. It is a transcript of the gene HIVEP3, whose product is annotated as HIVEP zinc finger 3. Gene Ontology annotation, biological process: regulation of transcription by RNA polymerase II. Lineage: Eukaryota; Metazoa; Chordata; Aves; Coliiformes; Coliidae. Gene Ontology annotation, cellular component: nucleus. Gene Ontology annotation, molecular function: DNA-binding transcription factor activity, RNA polymerase II-specific; zinc ion binding; RNA polymerase II cis-regulatory region sequence-specific DNA binding. The record is from RefSeq and is a predicted model, not a curated record. Bases 882 to 8378 code for a protein of 2498 amino acids. The transcript has 10 exons.